This is a messenger RNA of Mus pahari (shrew mouse), 168 nucleotides long. RefSeq names its product 60S ribosomal protein L39-like. NCBI's taxonomy places the organism in Eukaryota, Metazoa, Chordata, Mammalia, Rodentia, Muridae. Gene Ontology annotation, molecular function: structural constituent of ribosome. Gene Ontology annotation, cellular component: ribosome; cytosolic large ribosomal subunit. Gene Ontology annotation, biological process: translation. The transcript has a single exon. The coding region runs from base 13 to 168 and encodes 51 amino acids. The record is from RefSeq and is a predicted model, not a curated record.
UGGUUCUUCACCAUGGCUUCUCACAAGACCUUCAGGAUCAAGCGAUUCCUGGCCAAGAAACAAAAGCAAAAUCGUCCCAUUCCACAAUGGAUUCAGAUGAAAACUGGCAAUAAAAUCAUGUACAACUCCAAGCGGAGACAUUGGAGACGAACCAAAUUGGGUCUAUAA